Dentiscutata heterogama is the source of this 759-nucleotide messenger RNA. Lineage: Eukaryota; Fungi; Glomeromycota; Glomeromycetes; Diversisporales; Gigasporaceae. The record is from the annotation of a GenBank genome assembly.
AUGUCGGGCCAAGAUUUUAAUGAAAAUGCUACUUUAGAAGAGUCUUUUAGUGAUACAGAUACGGUUGUAGGAUCUUUUGAUGAAAAAACUGAGAUACACACUCAUAAAGGAACUGAAAUACAAACUCAUGAAAGAUCUAAAAAAUGUACUCAUGAAGUUACUAUACGAGAUGGUCGAAAUAUCUGUAAAGGCCGCUAUCAACCUUAUGAAGAUGACCAGUUAGUCCGUCUUUAUAAAAAAUUAAAAGACCAACAUAAGAAUAAUGUUUUCGCAAUGAUUGAACAGAUCAUGAAUAGAACUGCUAAAUCUCUGCGAGAACGAUACUGUAACCAUCUCGAUGAAAGAAUUGACAGUUCAGAAUUAAAACUAGAAGAAAAGACUCGAAUUUAUGAACUCUAUCAUGAGCUUGGUAAUCGCCCAGUCCACGCUGAAAUAGCGCGUUUGUUAAGUGAAGGGCGCGAGGAUGGUAAACGCAGAACAGACCUUAUUGUCCGGAAUUUUUUGUCACCAAAGUUAAAAAAGAAAAAAGAAAGUAGCACUCGUAUUAAAGAUAUGAUGCAUGUGAAUACUUUAAUACAUAAAGAUAAUGAAAUGGACCUGGAUAAUUCAAUAAAUAAUGAUAAAAUUGGCACGGCUGAUUUAGCAAAUAAAGAUGAAAUGAAGCCGGAUGGUUUAAUAAAUAAAGAAGAUGAAAUGAGCCAGGCUAAUCCAAUGAAUGAAGAAAACAAGAUGGACUUGAAAAACUUAUUAAUAAGUUGA